Sycon ciliatum is the source of this 1784-nucleotide messenger RNA. RefSeq lists its product as uncharacterized. The record is from RefSeq and is a predicted model, not a curated record. The coding region runs from base 377 to 1327 and encodes 316 amino acids. NCBI's taxonomy places the organism in Eukaryota, Metazoa, Porifera, Calcarea, Leucosolenida, Sycettidae. The transcript has 7 exons.
AAAUACUGGCACACUCUACACCUUCUUCGAUCGAGUUUCGUGUGUAUGUAUUCUCGUCCCAGUUCUAUCCUAGCUUACAAUCCAGAUAGAUAUCGCCUGACAACACACCUGUAGCAGAUAUUCGCCGUUAUCGUUAGUGGCGUUCGUUACAGUCUUCAAACUUCUUCCGCUUUUAUCCAGUGGAAUGCAUAGUAUAGUUAUCUUCGGGUCGCUCCAACGGACCCAGCCCUAGCAAGCGAAACCCAUUCGAGGAGCCUGAGUUCGCAUAAGACAUCAAACUCACUGGUUGUGAUCAGCCUGCGCCAGACUACUAAGAGCGGAGGGAAAGAAGCGCGACGAAGCACCAACCCGUCCUCGAAGCCUGUCAACCAAGACAAUGCAUGUGAACGUGUCCAUGUAUGGGUGUGUUACCGGCCAGGUGGGUGGACGAGCACUGCGGAGGAGGGCACGGACACUCUGUCCGUUACCGCAGGUGUCAGUGUUCGUCAUGAUUUGUGUGGCAGUCUGUUGGCCGACCAGUGCCAUCUCAUCAGCGCUUCCAGCCGCCACUGUAACCGACGCCAUGCAGAAUGGUACAUUAGAAUAUGGUGGCAGUGGUCUUUACAACGACACAGUAACUGGCAACUUAUCAAUGAGUUACCCAGACAACACUACUUCUGACGAUAUCACUACUGACACGACCACCAGUACCAUCACGACAGGGGUCGGCACAGGCGACGAUGAAGGGAGCUUAGCAAAAAGGAUAAUCAAGGAACCCUUGUUUAUUGGACUAUGUGUGGGCGUCGGUGCGCUCAUCCCCAUCACGGCCAUCACGUUGGUCAUUGCAAACCGCCAGCACAAGAAGCGCAUGGCAAAGCGGAAAAGCAAGCACAUACGAAACAAGGAGCUGGAGGCAAGUCGAAAGUCCUCGGCGCUCCAUGAGCUUCUUGGAUACGAUCCCCUGCCUGACGGCCGUGAGCUAUCUCCGGAGGACCUCACCGUAUGGGUGGCAGCCAGCGACCAGCUCAAACUGCCGCACAUUGCUGUCAAUGGGGUGUCGAGAAUCCCCGUUACCAGCCAUGCCAGGAUAACGAAACAGGGUUCACACGUCAGCAUGAAUGCAAGACUUUUCGUGAAGGACUGGGGUGAGGAGUUCCCUGAAGACGCCUUGUCCACUGGCCACUCCAACAUCGUUCUGAAUCCAGUGUUUGAGGACACGGUUGCGAAGCCCGCAGGCGAAGGGGAGCGGAACCCUCUGCAGCGACGUACGUCACAGCUCAGUCUUAUGCGACAAGCAUUGACUCCGAACACGCCAGCAGAAGAGGGCAUCGAAUGGACUCAGACAUAGCCAACUGCCGCUGCUGCCUGGCAAUGAUCCUGGCAUGCGUGUGUCUGUGCAUGUACCAACUCAAAUCCAGCACGAUUCAUCCACUAGCCGUGUGCAUACCAGGACACAAUCUCUUCAGUACGCUAUGCCUGGUGACAAUGACUUGUGUGUGUGUGUGUCGUGUGUGUGUAUGUGUGUGUGUGUGUAUGUGUGUGUUUUUUGUGUUUGUGUGUGUGUUCGUGUGUGUGUUUCUGCAUUCGCGCACAUGCUUGAUGUCUACUUGCGCACGUGUCACUUUCUUGAGUUGAUAUUAUUUUUCUUGAUGCGCUUUUCCCACAUUCCUUGAAACUUGGUCACAGAAUUUUGUUGAGCUACUUUGCCGUUCAUGUACAUGCUCGUGAUUAUCUCACAAACAAUGUUCAAGUCUUUUAUUGGGGUUCUGAUAUUUGUUUUCAUAGGCAGGGCUUAUUCCACAGGA